Messenger RNA from Sinocyclocheilus grahami, 608 nucleotides. Its product is annotated as ubiquitin carboxyl-terminal hydrolase 2-like. Lineage: Eukaryota; Metazoa; Chordata; Actinopteri; Cypriniformes; Cyprinidae. The transcript has 6 exons. The record is from RefSeq and is a predicted model, not a curated record. Gene Ontology annotation, biological process: protein deubiquitination. Bases 53 to 589 code for a protein of 178 amino acids. Gene Ontology annotation, molecular function: cysteine-type deubiquitinase activity.
GGUCUUAAAUGAAGUGUGUUUUAUCUACAGGGACGACGAAAAAGGCAAGAGAAUGUGGAACAAGUACCUGGAGAGUGAGGACAGCAAAGUAGUCGAUCUGUUUGUUGGUCAGUUGAAAAGCACUCUGACGUGUAGCGAGUGUGGCUUCUGCUCAACAGUGUUUGAUCCAUUCUGGGAUCUGUCACUGCCUAUCGCUAAGACUUCAGGAGAAGUGAGUUUAAUAGAUUGCCUUCGACUUUUCACCAAGGAAGAUGUAUUAGAUGGGAAUGAGAGACCAACAUGCCACAGAUGUAAAACAAGACGGAAAUGCACAAAAAAAUUCACCAUUCAGAAAUUUCCAAAAAUCUUGGUGCUUCAUCUGAAGCGUUUCUCUGAGUGUCGAGUCAGAACCAGCAAACUCUCCACCUUUGUAAACUUCCCCCUCAAAGAGCUGGACCUCAGGGAAUUUGCCUCUGAUAACAGCGUAAAUGCAGUCUAUAAUUUGUAUGCUGUGUCCAAUCACACUGGUACGUCUUUGGGUGGCCAUUACACAGCAUAUUGCCGCAAUCCCUGCAUAGGAGAAUGGUACACGUACAAUGACUCCAGGUAAAUAGACAUAACAAUUUAGU